Messenger RNA from Aspergillus versicolor CBS 583.65, 1290 nucleotides. RefSeq lists its product as uncharacterized. The record is from RefSeq and is a predicted model, not a curated record. NCBI's taxonomy places the organism in Eukaryota, Fungi, Ascomycota, Eurotiomycetes, Eurotiales, Aspergillaceae. The coding region runs from base 1 to 1290 and encodes 429 amino acids. The transcript has a single exon.
AUGACGGAGAUGUAUUCGGGCCUGCAUGUGGGCCAGCGGUUUCCCUCGCUCGAAGAGUUCAAGGGACUGGUACGGAGUAUAUCAGUGAGGCAGCAUUGGGAGCUUCGCGUGACGCGGAGCAACAAGAAAAGCGUGGUGAUAGGCUGCCGGUCUUCCAACAAUUGUUUCUUUCGGGUUGUCUGUCGCGCAAAUAGGAAUGCGACCUAUAUCAGCAGUCUCCAAGACAGUCACAGCUGUCGACGGAAUGCUACUUCAACAACGAAAACCCCGGCUCGUUCGGAAGCCUCGCAUGUGCGGUUCCUUCUCAGCGAGAUACCCAAACUUUUCGACAUGAGGAACAAAAUAAAAGCGCAGGAUAUUGUCGAUGCCGUUAAACGGUAUCAUGGAUAUGACAUCUCGACAAGACAGGCCCAGCGCGCACUUAUCAGACUGCAGCAGCGGGAUUCGCAACAGCAAAGCGAUGCAGCAAACUCGUCCAGUGGGGAAGACCGACAAGAGAGCCAGCCACCACCUGUAGAAGGGCAGAACGAGGGUCCAGCUUAUGGUGGAAUUCCGGGCCAGAGAUGGAUGCCCGAACCGGUACAGCCGAAUCUUGUUGAUAAUAUCCCACCACAGCAAACCGAAGAUCUACGAAACCCGACCCUUCCGACCACAAAUCUGCAGGCACCGCCAAUACAGCCACACCCUCCGCAACUACAAAACCCCCAGCGAAUACGACCUACUGUGCAAACACAACAACCACAACAACAGCCGUUACCUCCUACGCCCCCUCUACAAGCAGCACCAGUUCCACAGCAUGAGCACACCUCCGUUAAUCAUCCACUACACCCUCCACCUACUUCUCAUCAACCCUCUUAUCCUUUGCAAGCUCCAAGCCAGCCAGCACCACGACAUCCAGGCUUAGCUAAAUCUCCCACCCAACCUCAGCAGGCUAGCCACCCUUCUGCACCUCAACUUGUCCUCACAAACUUCAAGAUAGAGUUCUCCUGUACAUCUUGCGGGGCUCUCAACCAAAGUUUCUUUCCAAACCAAGGCAACGUUACUGGCGGACACUACAUGGGACCUCGUCCUGUGCCCGAGCAGGCCAACAUGCCUCCUGGGCCGGGUCCCUCAGCGCCUACUGCUACCGCUCGGGGUAUUGCUGAGCCCACCAAUGAACAGUUGGGCGACGCUCACAUAUAUGACCGAGCCAGAAGGGCCAGCACACGCGGAGCUCCAUCCCCUUGGCCACCAACCGCUGGUCCUUUGGAUGUUCCACUAGCACCUCCGCAUUCGCAUAGCCCUACAUGA